AUGGUUCUCUUGCGAGAGCCAGCCUUCUACGACCAUGCGAGCUCCUCACACGCCAAGAGGGAUCAACUGACUAUCACAUCCCUCGCAAGCACGAGCACUGCUCGUCCGGUCAUCAUCAACAAUCCUCAUGUUCUGAUUCCCGCCAGUACAGCCGACGAAGCGCGUCCUGCUAAGCUGAGCAGAGAGGACUCGUUUCAUUCGUGUCAGUCCGAGAUGGACGAGCCCGCUUCGUCGAUCAUGUCCCUGCCCGUCGAGACUCUCAGCAAGAUCGCUAUCAUGUCAGGCAGGGAUGACAUUGGCAGCUUGUUCGGACUCAGCUCGGUCAAUCGUCUGUUUCGCCAUCUCAUGGAGUCGGACUAUAUUUGGUGUAUGGCCACCUCUACGCCCAUCAAUGAUGAUCUCGUCGCAUCAGGGCGAAUCGCACGUGCAACGGCUAAAGACAAGUAUCUUCACGUCUGUUUUCGAUGCAAUGAACAUGAUCCCAAGGCCAUCUCUAUCCUCAUCAGUCUCGCCACGCCCAACAGUCGCAGAGUGCCUUUCUGUCGAAGCUGCCAUGAACUCGCCGUUCGACCGCGCUACGAGAAAAAGUCGUUCAGCAACUUUGCAGCAGCUUACUGGGCCUGGCGAGCCGCUCAACGUGCUAAGGGCGUCAGAUACACCCAGAACGAGAUCAGGACAGACGCAUGGGUCAGACAACAAGCACUCUGGCGUAUCGGCAUCUUUGGCAUCACUUGGGACCAUCUCUGGAACUUUGACCACUAUGUCACUGCGGAGCUCAAGGCAAUGUGCCGCGUGUUCGUCUUCCAUUGCGGUCAGACUCAAGUCACGAUCGAACAAGUCUCGGAAGCUCUUGCCCUCUUUCGCAAGCGUUACAAACCCUUCAAUGACUGGGCCAAAACUCACGAAAGCGCAAUAAAGCGAGUCAAAGGUGUUCGUCCUGAUCCUAUAGACGUUUGGCAAGCUCGCGCAACCGUCGCUGAUCAGCGCUGCCAUCUCAAUUUCCAGGCCCUUGGCUUGCAUCUUGCCAAGCCAGACUGUCAGCUCCUCUCUCGCGAGUUCGGUGUCAGAGCGGCCAAAGGUGUCAGUGCAAUCCAAUAUCGCCUCGGCCCCAUCGUGCUCGCAAGACACAAUGAGAAAGCUCAGCUCUCGACAGAGCUUGACAAAGUGCCUCAGUGGAUCGAAGAGUACGUCAACGAAGCCGAAGGACCGCUCAAUUGUAUUCGACUCAACUGCACGCAUUUCGCUACGCCUGGCUGCAAGUGCUGCCUCUGUGCUAUCCACUGUACUCCAGCCGAGCGUGCCUACCUUCGUAGACCUCCCACGUGCGCAGUCCAUCGCGCUCGCGAAAAGGCAGCGGCCAAGGCAGCCAGAGCAAACGCACGAGCGCCCAUUGCGAGUGGCUCCGGUCUCGCACCGAGUCGUCCAGCUGGUAUCCCGCAGAGACCAUAA
Messenger RNA from Mixia osmundae IAM 14324, 1449 nucleotides. RefSeq lists its product as uncharacterized. The transcript is spliced from 2 exons. Bases 1 to 1449 code for a protein of 482 amino acids. The record is from RefSeq and is a predicted model, not a curated record. Lineage: Eukaryota; Fungi; Basidiomycota; Mixiomycetes; Mixiales; Mixiaceae.